UUGUAAGCCGGCGUUAGCCGAACGUUUUGAUAUUUUGUUAAAAUCAAUAAAAUUGCACCGAAUAUCCUGUGAAAACAACAGUAUUAAGUGCUGUUUUUUCAUUUAUUAGUGGCAUACAUUAUUCAAGGUGUGGCCUGCGUAUGAAGUAAACGACGCCCAAUAAUGGCGGAUAUAAAAUCCUUUCUGCACCAGUUCUGCCAAAAAAAUAAAAAGGACCAGCCCCAGUUCGAAGUUCGCCCUACAGGUCCUAAACACCGUCAAAGAUUCCUUUGUGAAGUGCGAAUUGAUGGCUACAGUUACGUCGGCGCAGGAAAUUCAACAAAUAAGAAAGACGCUCAAAGUAAUGCAGCAAGAGACUUUGUCAGUUACCUCGUAAGAGAAGGAAUAGUCAAUCGCCAAGACGUCCCUGAACUAGAAAUUGCGCCAUCAACAACUGGAGGCAAUGACAAUCCUGAACGGAACCAAGGCCCAGCUCCUUCUGUAUUCCAACAGGGUAUGGGUCCUUCAUCCUUUGGAGAUGCUUAUCGCCCUGUUGGAAGAGACCGAUCAGACCAAACUGAUGGAUGGCAUUACAUGAACAGGGCCCAAGAACAAAAAAAUCUCGAAGAUGCUGAAGACCUAGACGUGAAUGCACAAAUACAUGGAAACUGGACCGUUGAGAAUGCCAAAUCCAAAUUGCACCAGUUUAUGCAAACUAAUAAAAUUCAUGCUGAUUAUAAAUAUACCCAAGUUGGACCAGAUCAUUCCAGGACGUUUGUGGCUGAACUAAGUUUUUACGUAAAAGCGCUUGCUAGAACAAUCACUGGCCGCGAUUCCGGUUCUAAUAAGCAAACUGCGAGUAAAAGUUGCGCUCUUUCAAUUGUUCGCCAACUUUUCCAUCUUGGUGUAAUAGAAGCGUUUUCUGGUACUUUGAAAAAGGAAAAAAGCGGUAGCGAAAUGAAACCAUUUGAUGUAAAAAUAUCGCCACAAUUGGAAGAGCAGAUUAGAGAUUGUUUGGAAAAUUUGAACAUUACUGCUACUGAAGUAAAGCCUGACAAUGACGGACAACCAGUUUCUCUUUUGAGUAACCAUGUUCUGGAAGAGUUUCAAGCCUCAAAACCUACAGCGGCAGGUGUGGUGCCGUGGUCACCACCUCAACAAAAUUGGAAUCCUUGGACUGGUUGCAAUAUUGAUGAAGGACCUUUAGCUAAUGCUAAUUUAGAUCAACUUAGUGACCAGUUGUUGGAAGACAGUAAACAGGCACUAGCCCAUAAUGAACAGCUACAGAGAAGCUUACGAGAACGUAAAGAGUUGCCUGCUUUCGCAAUGAAAAGUCAGAUUAUGCAGGCGAUUAAUGAUAGUCCAGUAAUUAUUAUCAAGGGCAACACUGGAUGUGGUAAAACGACACAAGUCUGUCAAUACAUCCUCGAAGAUUACACAAUGUCAGGUCAGGGCGCCUGGUGCAACAUUUGCAUCACUCAGCCUCGGAGAAUUUCGGCAGUUUCCGUUUCGGAACGAGUCGCUAAUGAGCGAUCCGAACCGCUAGGCCAAUCUGUCGGAUAUUCCGUUCGUUUCGAAUCGGUACUUCCCAGGCCUUACGGUUCCAUCAUGUUUUGCACUGUUGGAGUCCUAUUGAAAAAACUAGAAAACGGAUUAAGAGGUGUCAGUCAUGUAAUCGUUGACGAAAUUCACGAAAGAGAUGUGAAUAGUGACUUUAUCAUGGUCGUAUUGAGAGAUAUGAUCCACACUUACCCCGAUCUGCGCGUAAUUUUGAUGUCUGCUACGAUUGACACGAGUGUAUUUUCCAAAUAUUUUAAUAACUGUCCCGUUGUUGAAAUAUCGGGGAGAACUUACCCAGUCCAGCAGUACUUUUUGGAGGAUUGUAUAGAACUCACGAAGUUCGUGCCACCCACUGACGUACGCAAACGUAAAUCUGGUGGUGGAGAUGACGACGAAACAGCACUAGGAGAGGAAGGUGACGAAAACUUGAAUAAAGUGAUUGAUGCCAAGUUUAGUAAUCAAACCAAAAACGCGAUGGCCAGAAUGAACGAAAAAGAAGUUAGUUUCGAGUUGAUGGAAGCGUUAUUGAAAUAUAUCAAGUCUCAGGAAAUCCCCGGAGCAGUUCUCGUGUUUCUUCCCGGUUGGAAUCUCAUUUUCGCAAUGAUGCGUCAUUUACAACAACAUCCGAUUUUUGGAAGUGCGGGUUAUAGCAUCUUGCCGUUGCAUUCGCAGAUCCCUAGAGAAGACCAGCGAAGGGUUUUUGAACCCGUGCCACCACACGUUACUAAAGUUAUUCUAGCCACAAACAUCGCUGAAACUUCUAUUACCAUCAAUGAUGUGGUGUUCGUCAUUGAUAGUUGCAAAGCCAAGAUCAAAAUGUUCACGUCUCAUAACAAUAUGACCAGUUAUGCAACGGUUUGGGCUUCAAAAACCAAUCUAGAACAGAGAAAAGGACGUGCCGGUCGUGUACGACCAGGUUUUUGCUUCCAUUUAUGCUCGAAUGCACGAUUCCAGAAAUUAGACGAACAUAUGACUCCUGAAAUGUUCAGGACGCCGUUGCAUGAACUGGCAUUGAGUAUAAAGCUGUUGAAAUUGGGGUCUAUUGGACACUUCUUGAGCAAAGCUAUAGAACCUCCGCCACUGGAUGCCGUGAUUGAAGCAGAAGUUUUAUUGAGGGAAAUGAAGUGUUUGGAUGCAAAUGAUGAAUUGACACCUCUUGGACGUAUCAUUGCGAAGUUGCCAAUUGAGCCAAGACUUGGCAAGAUGAUGGUAUUGGGUUGCAUUUUCAUGUGUGGUGGACCGUUGGCAACAAUGGCGGCGAACUCAUCAACGUUUCCCGAAAUCUUUACGUUGGAUAUGGGUCAAAGGCGCUUAAGUUAUCAUCAGAAAGCUCUUGCCGGCGAUCGAUUUUCUGACCAUGUUGCAAUGCUGACGGCAUUUGAGUUGUGGGAUCAAGCACGUGAAGGUGGAGAAGAAAGCGAGCAGAGAUUUUGCGAGUAUAAAGGAAUUAGUAUGCCCACUAUGCGCGUAACGUGGGAAGCAAAACAUCAAUUGCAACAAAUCUUAACAUCAGUAGGGUUUCCGGAAGAAACUUUAGCACCAAUUCCGAUGGAAACGAUUGGACCCGAUCCAAAAUUAGACGUCGUCAUGGCGUUGAUGUGUUACGGUCUAUAUCCAAACGUUUGCUACCACAAAGAAAAAAGAAAAGUAUUAACUACUGAAAGUAAAGCUGCUUUGAUCCACAAAACAUCAGUCAAUUGUAGUAAUUUUGAACAAACAUUCCCGUAUCCCUUCUUCGUAUUCGGGGAGAAAAUACGAACCAGAGCUGUAUCAUGCAAACAAAUGAGUAUGGUUACUCCUAUUCAGUUGUUAUUGUUUGGUUCAAGAAAGAUCGAUUGGGUUGAUGGAGUUGUGAGACUUGACAACUGGAUUAAUUUGAACAUGGAUCCGAAAGUCGCCGCACAGAUUGUUGCAUUGAGACCCGCACUGGAAAGUCUAGUUGUUCGUGCGUCUCAAGAUCCUGAACAAAUUCUGGAGAUGACUCCCGUUGAUUUAAAGUUUGUCGCUACCAUCAAGGAGUUGUGUAAACUCCACGCUGGAAGCCAUCAAAUUGAGAGAGCUAAGCCACAGUUGCAGGCUGGACGCCGGCCCCCAAGAGGUCACACCUUGGGCUACAGUGGCCCACCACCCAAAUUUUCCAGAGGAAAUUUUGGUAACAGGGGUGGCUUUCGAGGAGGUUACAGAGGCGGUGGUAACUACGGCGGUGGUUAUGGAGAUGGUGGUAACUACGGCGGCGGUUUUGGAAAUCGAGGCAACUUCAAUAACAGAGGUGGCUUUGGUAACGGCGGAAGAGGGUUUUUUAGAGGUGGACCUUCAGGUGGAAGGGGAUUCAGAGGUGGAAACAAUGGAUACAACAAUUACUAAAUUCAGCAUUUUUAUAAAGUUACAUUGUAUUAAGUGUAUAAUUUUAGUUUGCUAUAGGUGUGUCAAGAUUGUUUUAGUUUUGUGACAGAAUAAAUGUUGUGAUAACCCAAA
Molecule: messenger RNA, 4014 nt
Organism: Zophobas morio
Lineage: Eukaryota; Metazoa; Arthropoda; Insecta; Coleoptera; Tenebrionidae
Gene: mle
Product: dosage compensation regulator
Exons: 11
Coding region: 163-3903 (1246 amino acids)
Biological process (GO): positive regulation of transcription by RNA polymerase II; regulation of mRNA processing
Cellular component (GO): intracellular anatomical structure; cytoplasm; ribonucleoprotein complex
Molecular function (GO): ATP binding; RNA helicase activity; 3'-5' DNA helicase activity
Source: RefSeq, a predicted model, not a curated record